Molecule: messenger RNA, 2100 nt
Organism: Menidia menidia (Atlantic silverside)
Lineage: Eukaryota; Metazoa; Chordata; Actinopteri; Atheriniformes; Atherinopsidae
Source: the annotation of a GenBank genome assembly
CUGUUACACCCAGGUGAUGUAAACCGCGUCGUUGACACGCUUCAGGUAUUCAGCUCCGCAUCAGCGUACCUGAAUCAAGAGCAGCGGAGCGCGGUUCAGUCUUCUGUGUCUGAACCGGACCGAGGCGCGAAGAGGAAACGCAUUCACGAGGCGGAGGAGAUGGAUGACAAAGAGAAAAGGCGGAAGGAUGACAACUCUGUCAAGAGCGACAAAGUCACUCUGAAGAAAGAAAUUGGACUCCUGAGCGCUUGCGCCAUUAUCAUCGGGAACAUCAUCGGCUCAGGGAUAUUUAUCUCGCCUAAAGGAGUGCUGGAGCAUGCAGGCUCGGUGGGGCUGUCGCUCAUCGUCUGGGUCUGUGGAGGGGGAAUCUGUGCCCUUGGGUCCUUGUGUUAUGCCGAACUGGGCGUCACAAUCCCAAAGUCUGGAGGAGACUACUCGUAUGUGACAGAAAUCUUCGGAGGGCUUGUGGGCUUCCUGUUAUUAUGGAGUGCUGUCCUCAUCAUGUAUCCAACCACACUGGCUGUCAUUGCCCUCACCUUCUCCAAUUACGUCUUGCAGCCAGCCUUUCAGAGCUGCCUGCCUCCGUUCAUCGCCACCAGACUUCUGGCUACCAUCUGUGUCUUGUUCCUGACGUGGGUGAACUGUUCCAGUGUGCGCUGGGCCACCAGAAUUCAGGAUGUUUUCACCGUGGGGAAACUUCUCGCUCUCGCCCUCAUCAUAGUGGUGGGACUAGUCCAAAUCUUUAGAGGUCACUACGACGCCCUGCGGCCCAGCGCGGCUUUUGAGUUCAGUCAGGACCCCUCCGUGGGACAGAUAGCCCUGGCCUUCCUCCAGGCCUCCUUUGCCUACAGCGGGUGGAAUUUCCUCAACUAUGUCACAGAGGAGGUUGUGGAGCCACGCAAGAACCUCCCCCGUGCCAUCUACAUCUCCAUCCCACUCGUGACUUUGGUCUACACCAUGACCAACAUCGCCUACUUCUCCUCCAUGACCCCAGAAGAGCUGCUCACCUCUAACGCCGUGGCAGUGACCUUUGGAGACAAGCUGCUGGGGAUGUUCUCCUGGGUGAUGCCCAUCUCUGUGGCGCUGUCCACUUUUGGAGGCAUUAACGGGUACUUGUUCACCUCCUCCAGGCUGUGUUUCUCAGGAGCCAGAGAGGGUCACCUGCCAUAUCUGUUGGCCAUGAUCCACCUAAAAAACUGCACACCAAUCCCUGCCCUGCUGGUCUGUUGUUUCGCCACAAUAGUCAUCCUGUGCAUCGGAGAGACGCACAACCUGAUCAACUACGUGUCUUUUAUCAACUAUCUGUCUUACGGGGUAACGAUUGCCGGCCUGCUGUACCUGCGAAAGACGAGACCCAAUCUAUACAGACCAAUCAAGGUUAGCAUGUUGGUCCCGAUAGCCUACCUGAUUUUCUGGGCUGUCCUGCUGUGCUUCAGUUUGUACUCUGAGCCCGUGGUUUGCGGCCUUGGAAUGGUCAUUAUGCUGACCGGGGUUCCUGUUUACUUUGUUGGAGUUCAGUGGAAGGAAAAACCCAAAUGGAUUUACAGGCUAGUUGAGAGAGUCACAUACAUGGGCCAGAAAACGUGUUACGUAGUGUUUCCUCAGGAGGACUCCUCAGAGACUGAACCCCUCACUGCCAAAGCCACUGACUGAGCAGUGAAGUCAACAAGGACUUCCAUUGUUGCAUCAACACCUGCACUUCCAGUUUUUUUGUUUUUUUUUCCCUCUUAGGUUUUUCACAUUGUUUUCCCGGUGAAUUGUGAAGAGACGGCUCCAUCCAUUUGAAUGUGGCUUUGGUGGAGCCAUGAAAGGAGGAAAAAAAAAAAAGGGCAUUCAGUUAUUCUGAAGGCAUCAGAAGCUCUGGAGCAUGUGUUUUUAUCCGUUAGUUUUCUCUCGCAAUUUUCACUUAUUUUUCACCCCCCCCCGUCCGGUCGUCAACCAUUUCUCAUCCAGUAAUUUUCCUUCACUAAAUUUUCACGCUAAUGUGCCUUAUGGUCGUGUAGACUUUUGCCUUGUGCGGGUAUUCUGGGUUUUUAUGAAGCGAAUAUGCAAGCGGUUUCUGCAAUAUUCACUGUUACUGUUCACUAAUGACUCUCCUGU